This is a messenger RNA of Leguminivora glycinivorella, 2461 nucleotides long. It is a transcript of the gene AhcyL1, whose product is annotated as adenosylhomocysteinase-like 1. Bases 330 to 1931 code for a protein of 533 amino acids. The record is from RefSeq and is a predicted model, not a curated record. Gene Ontology annotation, cellular component: cytosol. Gene Ontology annotation, biological process: L-methionine cycle. The transcript has 10 exons. NCBI's taxonomy places the organism in Eukaryota, Metazoa, Arthropoda, Insecta, Lepidoptera, Tortricidae.
AUUGCUGGAAAAACGAUUUUUCCGAUAUAGUAUUACUUAUUUUGACCAAAAUGCAAAAAGCUUUAAAAGAACUCUAUUAAUUGUACCAAAGAAUUUAUUUAUUAUCGUAAUUUGUGUUUAUUCGUUAGGAUAAAACAAGUAUCGCCGUUGCGGCUAAAUUGUGGUGUUAUUAUUGAUAUUUUUAUUUUACGUGCUUACAUAAAGCUAUAUUAUUUUUUAGUACGUUUAUAAUUUAUUUAUUGAAUAGUUAAACCCCACAAACCCACCGUUCUACUUGUAAGAAGUCACAAAAACCUUUUAAAAAAAAUAUACUUUUUAAAAAAUAAAAAAUGUCUGAUGGCCAUGGAGAACCCAAUCAGCAUAGGAAGGAAAGUGUUUCUGCAGCGAAUGUGGCCAGUGAUAGCCCUGUAACGGACCCCGGGCAAGUGCGAGGGGGCUCCACCGUAGAACCGGCUGCUGGGAAGUUUGAAGGCCCCAGGGUCAAGUCUGGGGCCCUAAAAAAAUCUGCGAGAUAUAGAAGCAGAUCCCUGUCGGCGUCUUCGGCAGAUUCGUACAGUUCUACGUCCUAUACUGGGUCGUCAUCAGAAGAAGACGAAGGCAUCCAACCCCAUGAGAAGGCUAUCGCAGCCGGCACCCCUAACCCUAACUACUGCGUGAGGAACGUAGAACAACAUGCGUUCGGACGGAGAGAGAUAGAGAUAGCUGAGCAGGAGAUGCCGGGGAUCAUGGCUUUAAGAGCGAGAGCUAAAGAAGAUAAACCACUUAAGGAUGCCAAAAUUGUGGGCUGCACACACAUCAACGCUCAAACGGCGGUUCUCAUCGAAACGUUGGCCGCAUUGGGAGCCACAGUACGCUGGGCGGCUUGCAAUAUCUACAGCACGCAGAAUGAAGUGGCAGCAGCUUUAGCACACGCAGGUUUCGCAGUGUUCGCCUGGCGAGGUGAAAGCGAGGAAGCCUUCUGGUGGUGCAUCGACCAAUGCUGCGCUCCCAGCGCCACCUGGCAGCCAAACAUGAUACUAGACGACGGUGGUGACGCGACGCAUCUCAUGUUGAAGAAACAUGGCGCUGCUUUCAAACAGAUCAAAGGCAUAGUGGAAGAGAGCGUGACGGGCGUCCAUAGGCUGUACCAGCUGAGUAAAGCAGGCAAGCUCUGCGUCCCCGCCAUGAAUGUCAACGAUUCUGUCACUAAAACCAAAUUUGACAACCUCUACUCUUGCCGUGAAAGUAUAAUCGACGCCUUAAAAAGGAGUACGGACUUAAUGUUCGGCGGGAAGCAGUCCGUAGUCUGUGGUUACGGCGAAGUCGGGAAAGGGUGCUGUCAAGCGUUGAAAGCUUUGGGAUGUGUGGUGUACGUGACAGAAAUCGACCCAAUCUGCGCGCUGCAAGCCGCCAUGGAUGGAUUUAGAGUUGUCAAAUUAAAUGAGGUGAUAAGACAAGUGGACAUCGUAAUAACCGCCACCGGGAAUAAAGGGGUCGUCACACGUGAACACAUGGAGCGGAUGAAAAACGGCUGCGUCGUGUGUAACAUGGGGCACUCUAACACCGAGGUGGACGUCCAUGCGCUACGGACGCCCGAUCUGCUGUGGGAGCGAGUGAGAAGCCAGGUGGAUCACAUAAUCUGGCCCAAUGGAAAACGUAUAGUGCUGCUAGCCGAAGGCCGCCUCGCUAACCUCUGCUGUUCGUCUCUUCCCUCAUUUGUUGUCUCUGUCACGGCCGCGACACAGGCCUUGGCCUUAAUAGAGCUUUAUAAUGCACCACAACAUCGAUACAAGGCGGAUGUAUACCUCCUACCGAAGAAGAUGGAUGAAUACGUAGCGAGCCUUCACCUGCCUACCUUCGACGCUCACCUCACAGAAUUGUCCGACGAACAAGCGAAGUACCUAGGUCUUAACAAGGUCGGCCCGUUUAAACCUAAUUAUUAUAGAUACUAGCAUAGAGGGAAAAUCGCCCCUCAAUAGCCUGGACACUGCUGCAAUAGUUAAAUUAAGAAAUUUGUCGAGAAAAUUGCAUAAAGUAAGCCCUUAAUCAAAUGUCAACAAACGACUAAAAAAAAAACGAUUUAGUCCGUCAGUCAGAUCAUCAAAAAAUUUUGGACACAUAUUUUUUCUUUUUUCUCGUAAACUAAUUACGAUGGUACAGUGGGUUGAAGUUUCGCGUGACGUCACGCCUAGGUACAAUUCCUGCCUUACUUUAGGAAUUAAUAAAAAAUUCCUAAAGUAAGGCAGGAAAAGUAAUGAGAUAAAUUCAUAUUUUAUUUUGUUAGCUUAAUUUUAGUAAGGUUAACCCGAAGGUUAACCCACCAUUUUAUAUGGAAUUUGACAGAUGACAGCCCACUAACCCUGAGUUAAGUGGUUGGAGCAAGUGGGCUUUAUAAAAUUUAAAAAGAAAUUCCAGUUUUGUUACGCAUUUCCAGUAUUUAAUGAACUGACACGUAAAAUGUGUAUGAUUCGUCUGUUUAUCU